Messenger RNA from Conger conger (European conger), 1026 nucleotides. It is a transcript of the gene tmem69, whose product is annotated as transmembrane protein 69. Lineage: Eukaryota; Metazoa; Chordata; Actinopteri; Anguilliformes; Congridae. The coding region runs from base 145 to 921 and encodes 258 amino acids. The record is from RefSeq and is a predicted model, not a curated record. The transcript is spliced from 3 exons.
UCGACUCUUAUGCUCAGAGGGACAUGCUGACGGUUGCACAAGUGAAACGAACUAGUAUGUUAGCUACCAGCAGCUGACCUUCUAGCUUACGUAGCUAGAAAGCUAGUUUGAUUUCUGUGUGAAACCUGGGAAACAGUUGUAAUAAUGUUCCGCGCUGUAAUGAAAAGGCAAGUCAUACAGUCUUUCACGGGUCAAUCAUGGCAAUCUUUGCAGCGUCUUUGCAUGUCCAAAAUGUCACCCUGCCGAGUCCAGUUGGGUUGCCUGACCAGCGUGAGUAAUUCUGCGCCUCAAGGCUGCUCCCGGCUACUCCGCGGGAUGCCAAGCGCUGGUUGUGUGGCGAGACUCCAGCCUCUCCACCUCUCCCCGGCCUCAUCACAGCAGAAGCGCCGGAAAGCCGAAGAGCCGCCUCCCCGGGAGCUGGACCUGCUACGCUAUGACAUGAAGGAACUGUGGAAGGGACCCAGACCUGCACUGUACCUGGGCUUCUCCGGCCUGCUUCCCUUCGUGAUCCCUCCACUAGCGAUGGGCGCGACCGAGCUGUACUUCCCGGAAUUGGCGUAUGCCCAGAUAGUUUACGGGGCCUCGAUAUUGUCCUUCUUGGGCGGGGCGCGCUGGGGGUUUGCUCUCCCCGAGGGCAGCCCGGCAAAGCCCGACUGGCUGAACUUAGCCAACAGCGUGGUGCCUUCCUUGCUGGCCUGGGUGGCUCUGCUGUUCCGGGACAACACAACGGAGGCGGCUAUUAUGGUGAUUAUGGGACUGGGCAUCUCACUGCACUAUGACCUGGCCCUGCUACCCACCUACCCCAGCUGGUUCAAAGCCCUCCGGGCUGUCCUCACAGUUGUGGCCACCUUGUCCUUAGUGUCUACCAUAUUUCUGAAGGGGGUCUACCCUGAGAAGAAGCUUGGCAUCUUUGGGGACUAACUGGUCAUACACAUGGCAACAAGACUGAAUAUAUAACAAAAAUAUUUUGCCUCUUAACUCACCACCAACAUUGACAGACUCAAUAAAAUCAUUCAUAAAAAACAA